CAUUUGUUCUAAACCUUGUGGCUUCAAUGCUACAGUGACUCUGAAAUCUAACAGAGGAUCAUUUCCCCCUUGCAAAAAUAAUGGAGAGGAUUGUCAUUUGGAAUCUGGAGUAAAAUCAACAUAUAGAACUGAAACAGAGCUGAGCAGAGCUGGGAUCUGCGUGCUGGUUUCAGGAACUGCUUCUUCAAGCUGGAGAGAACGAUGGUUGGGAAGGCCAGAUCCUCGAAUUUCACCUUAUCUGAAAAGCUUGAUUUGCUGAAACUUGUCAAGCCAUAUGUUAAGAUUCUGGAAGAGCACACCAACAAGCACUCAGUCAUAGUGGAAAAAAACAAAUGCUGGGAUAUCAUAGCUGACAACUACAAUGCCAUUGGAGUAGACCGUCCUCCUCGCACCGCGCAGGGCCUACGCACGCUGUACAAGAGGCUCAAGGAAUACGCCAAACAGGAACUACUGCAGCAAAAAGAGAGCCAUUCUGAUUACAAAAGCUACAUCUCUGAGCCGACUAAGAAAGUUGUGGAGAUGAUUCCACAGAUUUCCAGCGUGUGUUUGAGAGAAAGGAACAGCCUACCAUGCACAACUCUGGACAAAGAUACAGUUGCUACCACUAGUUCCCCACAGCCAGUUCUGGAGCACCAUCCUGCUGCUAUUACCCUGGAGCUGGAUCAAGAUGAGGAGGAUGUCAAACCACCUCCAUCGUUAAUUGUAGAGCUACAGCCACAGGAAGGCUUGGAGCAGAGAGAACCACAACAUUUGGUCCAUGUCAUGGAGAGAUCUCCCUCAACCUCUCUGUCUUCUGUUGAUAUAAGAAUGUUAUCUCCAUCUCCCAUCCCCAGAAGGGAUGAAUUUUUCAGGCUUGAAAGCGGGGAACGGUUUAGGCCGCCGUGUGGAGGAUAUGAUCCACAGAUGUUGCAAAUGCUCAAAGAAGAGCAUCACAUAAUCUUGGAAAACCAGAGGAAAAUUGGGCUCUAUAUCCAAGAAAAGAGGGAUGGCUUGAAAAGAAGGCAGCAGCUGGAAGAAGAGUUAUUGCGAGCAAAAAUUAAAGUAGAAAAAUUAAAGGCGAUACGGCUACGCCGUGACCUUCCUGAAUUCAACAGUCUUUGAAAGUUUAGCCGUUCUAUUCCAUAAAACUAGGGUUACUUCAUAGUUCCUUUUGCUCUAGCAAAUAUUGUUUGCCAUGUUAAUUUGGAUGGAUCAAGAUCCAGUCUUAUGCAGGGUGAAAUGAGUGCAUGUUUUCCAUUUUAUAUUUCAUGCAAAUUUGCAAAAAUGUCAAAGUCAUCUUUCACUGGGUUCCUCAGCUCUUCCUGAUCUCAAGUAGCAUCAGAUCUAAGUAAGACUUUAAAAAAAAAAAAACACCCUAAACAAUCCCUUGGAAAUCUUGUGAUUAUGUUAUUGCUAGCAAAUGAUAAUUUAUGCAGCUGUUAUAUAAGAUGCUGGUUUUAUUAUUAUUUUUUCUGCAACAAUUCUUAUCUGCUCUUUUAAAUAUUCAUUUAUUUGUGGGUCAAUAAAUAUACGCAAAGUGGAAAAAAUA
Molecule: messenger RNA, 1528 nt
Organism: Hemicordylus capensis (graceful crag lizard)
Lineage: Eukaryota; Metazoa; Chordata; Lepidosauria; Squamata; Cordylidae
Gene: FSBP
Product: fibrinogen silencer binding protein
Exons: 3
Coding region: 202-1101 (299 amino acids)
Source: RefSeq, a predicted model, not a curated record